CUGAGGAUUUUAUGUGGAGGUAGUAAUCGUGGCGAAUACUGAGCUACGCCGAGCUGAGCCUAGGUCCAUAGUGAUGAGAGUUCGCUACGCAUGCACAUUUAUAUAACACAAGUAAGUGCGCAAUUGAGCCUACACAGUCCCAAAACAGGCACUUCACAGAAGGCAGAGAACGAUUUCAAUGGAUCGAGAGACGGUGAGCCUUUUGUACUUAAUAUGACUAUGACAACUGGUGGCAUGCAGCGACGGGCGAUGAGAAGAGUCCGCCGGCGCUUGCCGCUGAGCCUCACGGUGUCCUUGCUAGCUCGCACGGUCCUCACACACUCGAUCGUUAUGAUCAUCUCUCUCCCAAUAAUUAAAUGCCCACACGGACGGGUAAGCGGCCCCGAUAUUAUUCGGCACUGCAUCUGAGUAUCACAGUCGCACAAAGGCCUCAUCGGCCUUCAGCAUUUAGAAGCUCACCACGUGUAUUGAGUGUCCAAAGAUCUCUCUCCUCCAUCCACUUGUCAACACCGACCAUGUCACUGCGACAAACGGCUGAAGGUCUCAGGCGAAAGAUCGAUGAGAUCCUCGCAGCAGGAGGCGACAUGGCGAUACCAAUUCUCACAGCCGUCAACGUUGCGCUCCCAUUCAUCGAGGAAAGUGUCAAACUCUGGCGCGAGCUGAUUGCCAUUCACCCAGGAUCAUACACCCCAGAUUUGGCUCAGUCACUCAAUAAUCUAUAUCUUGCUCUUUCGAAUCUCGGACGGUCCUCGGAGGCGCUCCCGUUCAUCCAGGAAAGCGCCAAACUCUACCGUGAGCUGGUUGUCGUCAACACGCCUCGAAUUUGGAUUGGUCGCUCAACGCACUACGCACCGCUCUUUCUGACCUCGGACGUGAUUCCGAGGCACUGAUUUGAACAACUUGGGUCCCCCUGAGACCUUGGACCUUCCUAUUCCCCUUUUCAUUGCAUUCCCUUGUUUGCUACUUGUAGUGCACACGGCUCGAUUUGAGAAUACUGGGGGGUUGACAUUGAUUUUUGGUUUGGGACUAUUGAUGAAAUAUUUACGGGUUUUCUUGACUGUUUGGUUCACAACUGAUCGUGAUCCUAACUUAAUAAUAUCAUAAUAUCAAGAACACUCAUUUAUUUGUACCCACUAUUGCCCAUGAUUCCGUGCAGGUUAUAUCCUGACACCACAAUCAAGUAGUUCGUGGAACGAAUGCCUGUGGAGCCAUCGCCUGGUGAAGUAGGAAAU
This is a messenger RNA of Cantharellus anzutake, 1232 nucleotides long. RefSeq lists its product as uncharacterized. NCBI's taxonomy places the organism in Eukaryota, Fungi, Basidiomycota, Agaricomycetes, Cantharellales, Hydnaceae. The coding region runs from base 357 to 890 and encodes 177 amino acids. Gene Ontology annotation, molecular function: protein binding. The record is from RefSeq and is a predicted model, not a curated record. The transcript is spliced from 2 exons.